Phyllostomus discolor (pale spear-nosed bat) is the source of this 1675-nucleotide messenger RNA. It is a transcript of the gene CFAP53, whose product is annotated as cilia and flagella associated protein 53. The record is from RefSeq and is a predicted model, not a curated record. The transcript is spliced from 8 exons. The coding region runs from base 58 to 1602 and encodes 514 amino acids. NCBI's taxonomy places the organism in Eukaryota, Metazoa, Chordata, Mammalia, Chiroptera, Phyllostomidae.
ACUACGGUUAGGGAAUCGCGGCGGUGGGUACCACCGCUACUCCAAGGGGACUCGAAAAUGUACAGCCAGCGGUUUGGUAUCCUACAGCGGGAGAUUAAGGGCCCCACUCCCAAAGCAGUGAUUGUGAGAGCCAAGCCUCCCAAAAGCCAUAGAGUUGAGCAGCAUCUUGAAAGAAUCCGACGCAACUAUCAGAAACAUCAGGCUGUUUUGGAUUCCAUUAAGUCAAUAGAGCGGGAUCGCUCGAAAGUUGACUGGUACCAGCAGAAUGACCGCAAAUUUGUGAAGAGUCUUGUGAAAGCAAGAGUCAAGGAUGCCACACAAGGGUUUAUCAUCAACACUGAAGAAAGACGAAAUAAGCUCCGUGAGCUUUUAGCAUCAGAAGAAAAUAAGUAUUUCACUGAAAUGCAAUUGAAAGAAGAAACAAUUGAGGAGAGAAAAGAUAAAAUGAAAGAGAAAAUCAAAUUAUUAAAGGAGAAGAAAGAAAAAGAGAGACAGGAUUUUGUGGCUGAAAAGCUAGACCAGCAAUUCAGGGAACGCUGUGAAGAGCUCCGCGUCCAGCUGUCUUGUAUCCAUCAGGAGAAGGUGUGCGAGGAGCGGAAAGCCCAGAUCGAGUUUAAUAAGGAGCUGAAAAGGCAAAAAGUGGUAGAAGAGCAGAUGUUCUCAAAGCUCUGGGAGGAAGACCGAUUAGCCAAGGAGAAGCGAGACAGCGAAGAGGCGAGGCGACAGAAGGAGCUGGUGGAGAGCACACGCCUGGGGCUGAACGCCCAGAUCACCGCCAUGCAGGCGCAGAGGCUGGCAGUGCAGCAGCUGAAGGAAGAGGAGGCGCGCCUGGUGGAAAGUGACAAAGCUCGGGUGAAACUUGAAGAUGAGCAGGAGAAGCUAAAGAAACAGAAGUCAAAACAGGAAAUUCGGGUUACUUUGCAGAAAGCCCUCCAAGAGAAGAUAGAGCGUCUUCAGCAGGAACACAGACAAGAGCAGGACUUGGACCUGAAGCUCGUGCACAGCGCCUUGCAGGACUUACAGGAAGAGGCUGAAAAAAAGAAGCAAAAAAAAGAAGACAUGAUAAGAGAACAGAAGAUAUAUCACCAGUAUCUGGCACAGUGCCGUGAGGAGGAGACUGCCCGGGAGAAAGAACUGGACAGGAUCCUGGAGGAAGAGAAGGCAAAGAAGCUGGCUGAGAAGGACAAGCAGCUGAAACUUGAAAAGGAGGCAAGGAAACAGCUUGUGAAUGAGGUCAUGUGUACGAGGAAACUUCAAGUGGAAGAAAAGUUGCAGCGGAAGGCGAAAGAAAAAGAAGCACGUUCUCUGGAACAGGAGCACAUAAAUGAAAGUCUUAAAGAGCUUAACCGUGAAGAGAGGGAGAGUUUUGAAAGGCGCGCCGGCUUGGCCCAGGAGUACCGGAAGCAGCUCGGGAUGCAGCUAUCCCAGCAGCAGCAGGCCCGGGAGGCGGAGAAGGAGGAGGCGCGCCGCGAGGUGGAGGCCGGGGUGGCCGCAGACAGGCGCUGCCAGGGCAGGAUCCAGGAGCUGCUGUGCGCCCACCGGGAGCAGCCCCGGAACGUGCACCCCCUGCGGAGGGCGUGCUCCGUCCGGUUUCCACCGUAGUUCCGGAGACGUCAGCUUUUUCUUGGGCCUUUCAGUGUUUUUCACUGCAGUGUGCUUGGUAUAUGUUCCUCUG